GUCUCUUCAGCGAUUGAAGCUGCAACGGCUGUCUCCGGCCGAAAGGAGCGGAGGAGGAGCUCCAAGCCAAGUGUUGCUGUCACACUCACCAGGGCUCAGGCACAUGAGGCACCCAUGUGGACCCUGCCGAGCGUCCUGCACCCCUUUCUGGCACGCUGGCAUCACUUCAGCGUGUGCGACAAGAUCUGCACACCUGAGUUCGUGGCAGCUCUACGCCUCGUCGACCAGGACUUGCUGUGCCUCUGCCGCUGUCAGGGUGUCGGGCCGAAGGAAACGACACCAACUUUGCAGCUUUUGGCCAUGCUCCUGAAUUCGGAGCACUUGGGCUGCGUGUCCCCACCAGCGAAGCCAUCAGGGCCGCAAGCGCAGCAGGCCGGCUCUGCGGCUCGGACGUC
This is a messenger RNA of Symbiodinium sp. CCMP2592, 395 nucleotides long. The record is from the annotation of a GenBank genome assembly. NCBI's taxonomy places the organism in Eukaryota, Dinophyceae, Suessiales, Symbiodiniaceae.